This is a messenger RNA of Pocillopora meandrina, 342 nucleotides long. Lineage: Eukaryota; Metazoa; Cnidaria; Anthozoa; Scleractinia; Pocilloporidae. The record is from the annotation of a GenBank genome assembly.
AUGGACUUUUCUUUGUGGCGCAGCAUUGGCAAGGAAUUCCUGAUCAAGAGCAAGAUCGACAACUGGAUUGCAUGCAAGGAAGGUUCUGGUAGCAUAGUGCAACACAAGAAGGGGUCACUUUCUUGUAAACUGGUGAAGCAGGUUUCUAAUCAGUGCACUGGAACGGUACCAAAAUCUAUGAGUCUUCCCAGUCGCAGACCUCUCCUCACUGCUGGAAGUACUUAUUACUACUUUGACGGGGACACAAGAAUUAACUCACCAACUCAUGAUCCUUGUGGUAAAAAUCGACCAAACCAGUUGAGAAACGUGCAAAACCCACAUGGAAACAUUUUUGUGCGCUGA